AGAAAAAUAGAGCGAAAAACGCUCUAUCUUUUCAUAAAAAAAGAAAAAUUUUCAACCUUUCUAUAAGGAAAUUUGAUAAUGGCGACACUACUUUUGGUAUGCCCUAAGUAUCAACCCUAGAGAAAGUACUGAGUUCAGGGUACCCAUGUACUGAGAAAGCUCUAGCAGGGUACCCAAUAUGGGUACUUUAAAAAUUCUCAGUAAUUUUACUGAUGUAUGUACUGUUUGGGGUACCCGUAAAAGUACAUUCACUGAAUAAGUACCUGCAUGGAUACACAAGUCUGUAACUUUACUGAGGAAAUCUCAACAGGGUAUCCUAAUUUUUUCGCGUUCUGUGUGGCGACUAUUCAUUCACCGUUUUCUUUUUUACGUACGGCUCUAUAUAAACAACUUGAUAAAUCAUAAGAAAAUAAUCAAUUUUCAUACUAGUUUUUUCUAAAUUAUUUCUUGACUAUUUCUUAGUCGAGGAAAUGCCGAGCUUGGUCGUAAAUUAAGAUCGGACUACCCUGAAGUGGUCUACGACCAACUCAAGUUGAGUCGGAUCCCGACAUUGUUCCUGCAAAGUUUUUGGAAUUGAAAAAAUUAAAUUGAAUAAAGUAAAAAAAAUCUAGUAAAUUAUCUCAAGAAAAAGAAAAAAUUUUAAAAAGUCAAAGAUCAGGUUCGAUCCUGAACAUACUGAAAAUUUGGUAACAGGGUACUUAGAAAUACUAUACAAUGGUACCCAAUUCAGUACUUGAUCAGUACCUUUAGGUACCCAAUUACUGUGCAUUUUCCAGCAGGGUACUUGCCAAAGUACCACUUAGGUACAUGUAAGUACCUGCAAGUACUUUGGUACCCAAAAGUUCCUGUGACAUACUGGUAUCAGAGUACUUUUUUGGGUACCCUUAACUCAGUAUAUUCUCUAGGGAAUUAGAACAAAACUACGUGAUUCUACAUCUUAUCACGAAUAUUGUUUGAUGUAUAUAUAAUCUAUUCAUUUUCGUUACAAUCAUAAUUAUAUGAGUUUCGCUUGUUGUUUCUCUCUGAGUAUAAUGGAAACUAACGUUUGAAAUAUUGAUUGUCGAGUUGACUAAUAUUAAAGUUAGAAGAAUGGAGUGUCAUAAGUUUAAUUACACAUUUUGGUUAGACAAGCACUUGACAUGUUUGGUAUCUACGGAGAAAAAACAUAUACUAAAGUAAAAUCAACGAUCAUUCAUUCAAAAUGUGAUUUAUUUCUUUACAUAAUAUCUAACAUUUUAUUGUGAUCGAGAGAAAGCGUUGAUUACGCGAUCACUCAUCUUACGUCCUCUCUCAUGCGAUUGUUGGUAACAUUUUCUGCUCGUCUUUGACCACUAGAUUAUGGAAAAGUUGCAUAUUAAAAAGACUCAUUGCUUCUUGUCAUAUGCAUUGACUAUGGAUGAUAUGGUCAAUCGCAUUUUAUUGUGCUAACUGGUCUAGGAAAUUCUAUCCUUUCACGCUGAUAUUAGUGUACUUUAAACGACCAGGUCUGCAAACCAUUAGUCUGUUGAAUUCUAACUAGUAUAGUAUGGUCUGUGUUUACGACUCAGCCAGAUAAAUUCUACUUUUUUCUUAUAAAUCUUACGUUAUGAUUACCUAUUUACAGACCAGAACACAUUGCUCUUAUAUUCAAAUCUGUCAUUCUUCAAUAUGCUGGUUAUUUCAAAGAAAUAGUCUUCUCAGUGAUUGAUGAUCAUAAUACUGGUCAACAUUUGAAUCCAAAUGGCAAUUUUCUUCCAUUCCAGCAAGUUCUGGAUAAGUAUGUUGCAUAUCCACCUACUGUUCAAGCCAUUGGAAUGUCGCUAGGACCAUGUCGUUUGAUUCGAUCAAAAGUAAAUAGCAAUAGCAUUGCAGUCAACGAAUUUAUUGUACGCGACAUAGAACCUUGUGAACAUGCUGCAUAUUGUGAAAAUUUAAACGAUCAAAAUCACUGUCAUUCAUAUUAUCACCCUCCAUUAUGUCCAUCUAGUUCUGAAUGUACUGAAAACAAUGAUGAUGUACAUUGUCAAAUGUUCGUUCAUCGAAAAAACUGUCGUGAUGGUGGUCGAUGUGCCCUUACUGAUGCUCGUCACUUAGCCAAUUUUGAUCAUCCUGAUUAUUGUUCUGAUGGUGGUCAUUGUACUAAUAUGAGAACUGAUCAUUUAAAUCUUUAUCGACAUGUACCAAUAUGUGAAAAUGGUAUUGAUUGUGAUCUUAAAUAUAGACGAGUAGCUGAACAUCUCACUAAAUUUCGUCAUUGUCAACGUCCAUGUGAAUUUGGUGGUAAUUGUAUCCGUUAUCAUGAUCAAAAACACAUUACUAAUGAACAACAUCCAUUUAAUUUACCUUGUCCUUAUACACCAUUUUCAUGUAAGAUGUUUGCUAAAUUGUUACAACCAAGUAAUGAACAAAACAGCUCACCAAAUGCAAAUGAAAUGAAUGAAAUAAAAAGACAUUGUUAUCGUUAUUCACAUGUAUGUCCUUGGGGUCGUUUAUGUAAUGAUCAAAGUGAAGAACAUUUGUCAACGACAAUCCAUAUAGCUAGAGAGAUGUGUCCAAGUGGAAGCAGUCCAUGUACUCAAAUGAUGAAAGAAGAUCAUCUUGAUUCAUUUAGUCAUGCUAAUGUACGAGAUAUUCGUUUGUUAUGUCGCUAUCCAGGUUCUGAAUGUCGUGAUCGUUCAAAACCUGAUCAUAUCAUCAAAUAUCGACAUAAUUACACGUUAGAUUAUUUAGGUGUAGCACAAUAUUUUGCAUUAAACAAGCGAAUUAAUUUUAUUCAAAAUCAAACUGAAAUGAUUCAAAUGAUUCGUAAUUAUGUUGAAAGAGUCUACGGAAUGGCAUGGAAAAAUAUAUCUGUUUCUCAAGAUUUAUUAAAAUGGAUUGAUGCUGUUCUACCAGUUCAUCGAUGUGUAGCACCUAUUUUUGAAUCAAUUCUUGUACAUGGUCAUGUUAUGAGUCGUUCUCAUAUGGAAAGAUUAAAAGACCCAACAUUUGUUGUUGAUACAGUCUAUCAACACAAACGCGUGCGAAAAAUACUCAUCAGAUAUGGACCGGCUUUUCAAAAUGAUGUUCGCGAAUUUAUUGAAGCACUCGUUUGCAUGGAAUUUAAAAAAGUCAAAAACAAUAAUCUACUUGAAGAAAUUGAAGGAAACAGUAGUCAAGGAUUUGAAUACCGUAUUCAUUCAAAAGAACAAGUCUUGAUACGUAAUCUUAACAAAUCCGACAUAGAUGAAAUUCGUCUUUGUACUAAGCAAAUCACUCAAGCGUCGAUUCAACUACAUAAUAAUAUGACAGGGAUUGGUCACGAGGGUGAUCUUGAGUUUGGUACUAAUCAGCAAGUAUUUAGUAUUCUUGGUCCCAAUACAGCUUCAUACUAUGGUGAUAUUGUUAUUGUUUUCAAACGGGAUAUUAUGUUACAUCCUGACUCAAAUUUUACCAUGCAAGCAGCUACUAUGUAUAAAGAAAAAACUUAUAACUGUCGUCCUUGGAUCAAAAAUCCCGGUUCAUUCAGUGGUUAUAUAAAACGAUUUCAUUCAACAAAACUUCAUUGUUCAAUACCUGGAUAUGAUUAUAUUACUGCUUUAGAACUUAAGGCUAUUAUUGGAUUAAAACAUCAGACAAUGGAUGUCGAUCUUAGUAAUAUUAUAGAUCGGUAUAAGUGUGUUGAUGCACAUCAGGUAAUCGAAGCACAUUUACCACAGUUAAUACCUUUAAGUUAUAUUGAUCAUAUAAUUAUGCCAAAAAAUGUUUUUGAGUCACUUUCACCAGAAGCUCAAAAGAAUGCUCGAGAAUUAUUUCCACAUAAUCUAACAAUAACAAAACAUAUAGUAAAUCUUAGCAUCGACGUAAGAACACUUAGUAAUCCUGACACUUCCCGAAAGGAUUAUGCAAAUUAUGUAUUUGAUCAAGUGCUAAGCUUAAUUAAAAGACAACAAGAACAACAGUCAAUUAUGUCAAACUCUCGAUUAUUAUCUUCAUAUGGAAUGACAAUAACUAUACCAGCAAAAAAUUUCGAAACUUAUAUUGCAUAUCCAUUAACAAUUACUCAAUCGUAUCAACAGUAUUUAUCUCAAUCUAAUAGAACCACCACAUCUGAUGGAUGUAUCUAUAUAUAUUGGAAAGCAAUACGAGGUGACUUUAUGUUAAUAUUAACAAAUCAAAUGAUUGAAUCCGGAACAGUUCAACAUAAUCUUAUCUAUCUCACAUGUUAUAUUGCUCCGUUUGUUACUAAUACUAAUAGUGAUCCAAACUACAAUGAACAUUAUUCAUAUAUAAAUCAUUGGCCACCAUCAUCACAUCAAACUGUUCUUGAGCAGCAGAAUUUUAAAGCUGGAUCAAAUAUAUUUCAUAAAGGUUGUAAUCCAGAUGAUUAUGUUUUCUAUUGUUUAAAAUUAAAUCCUCAAACAGGACAAGUAUCAUUAAUGAAUGUGGGUGUGAAUGGUAUUUAUAAUCAUACAAUAUUAAAAUGUACAUUUGAAAAAAAAGAUUUAGAUUUAUCAUUACUUGAUUAUAUUCAUGUAAGUGCAGGACGUCAAAGUGUUUCAAUACGUAAUUUAGUUAUAAGUCACGAAAUGAUUACGGAAGCUCAUCCAAAAUUUGACAAACAGUUCGUCAGUCAUAACCAUAAUACUCAUUCUAAAAGCGGGACAUCCAGUUCAAAACAUAAAGAAAGUUUACCAGACGAAGUUGGAAACAAUAAUGACGGUACCAAUCAAUCAUUUGGUCAUCGAGCCUUUGGUAUGGUUAAAGGUAUAUUUGGCUAUAAAAAAAAAGAAGAAGAUAAUGAUAAGAAUGAACAACAGAAAGAUCAUCAACAAAUUGGGCAUCUUACACCAUGCAAAAAUUCAAUUUACUGUCUUGAUCAAUAUUCACUAGAAGAGUCUUUUAGCCAUAAUCAAACUUAUUCACAUCCAUGUCGUUUCUCAGAACUGUGUCGAAAAAACAACACAAAGCCUCAUUGCAUUCAAUUUACUCAUAGUAAACAUGAUGUUCCCAAAUGUCAUCACGACACGAAUUGCACUCAAGUAAAUGAUCCAGUUCAUCGUUGUUCUUAUCGUCAUACUGAUUUACCUGACUAUUUAUAUCCUUGUCGAGAUCAACAAAAAUGUCAUAAUUCAACUUUUGAACAUCGAAAGAAAUAUUUUCAUGGUGAACCGAUCGACCUACCGUCAAAAAAAUCGUCAGCGUAG
Messenger RNA from Rotaria sp. Silwood1, 5165 nucleotides. The record is from the annotation of a GenBank genome assembly. Lineage: Eukaryota; Metazoa; Rotifera; Eurotatoria; Philodinida; Philodinidae.